Messenger RNA from Dryobates pubescens (Downy woodpecker), 1186 nucleotides. It is a transcript of the gene EFNA4, whose product is annotated as ephrin A4. Gene Ontology annotation, molecular function: ephrin receptor binding. The record is from RefSeq and is a predicted model, not a curated record. Gene Ontology annotation, cellular component: plasma membrane. Gene Ontology annotation, biological process: ephrin receptor signaling pathway; axon guidance. NCBI's taxonomy places the organism in Eukaryota, Metazoa, Chordata, Aves, Piciformes, Picidae. Bases 16 to 639 code for a protein of 207 amino acids. The transcript has 6 exons.
CGCCCCGGCGGAGCCAUGCGCCCCGCGCCGCUGCUCGGGCUCCUGCUCUGGGCAUCGCUGCUCCGGGCGACGCCGCCGCCGGUGCGCGAAACCCGCCACGGCAUCCACUGGAACAGCAGCAACCCCAGGUUCCUGCGGGACAACUACGCCAUCCAGGUGGCCAUCAAUGACUACCUGGACAUCUACUGCCCCCACUACGAGGGCACCGUGCCCGCCGGCCGGGUAGAGACCUUCACCCUCUUCAUGGUGGACCAGGCGGGCUACAGAGGCUGCUACGAGACCCCAGGUGCCUUCAAGCGCUGGGAGUGCAACCGGCCCUGGGCACCCUUCGGUCCCAUCCGCUUCUCGGAGAAGAUCCAACGCUUCACUCCCUUCCCCCUGGGCUUCGAGUUCCAGCCGGGGGAGACCUACUACUACUACUCUGUCCCCAGCCCCGAGAGCGCCGGGCGCUGCCUGAAGCUGCGCGUCUCCGUCUGCUGCAGAGGCACGACACCGGAGGCGGCGACAGAGGUUCCCAAUUCGCAGCCCCACGGGCGUGGGGGGUCAGAGGAUGCAGUGCCCGCCCGGGGCAUCGUGGCCCCGCUGCAGCCCCACACCCUGUGCCUGGUACUCAUGCUCCUGGCCCUGCUCUGGAUCUGACCCUCGGCGCUGCCCACGGCAGGGACGCAGACUCCUCUGCCCUGCUGCCCACUGCCAGACUCUUCAUCCACUGCCAUCCCCCUGCCACAAGCCUGUGGGGCAGCCCUGGGCCAUGACUCACCCACCAGACCUCCUCAAAGCUGAGCUGGGGCCAGGAGCUCUGGGCUGGAAGGUACCUCGCUUCCCUCUGGCAUCACCAGGCACGGGUCCCGCUGGCUGCUCUGCCCUGGCACUGGGCACCCCACAGCUCAGCAGACGCCUGCGCUGCCCCAGGGCUAUCGCCUCAUCUAGUGCCUUCCCCCAUGGAAUCCCCACCCCGGGGGGCCGGGGACCCUCCCCCCCAGGCCCUGGAGCAGGGCUGCCGGAUGGAGGCAGGCGCCUGGCCCCUCCGCUGCCUUGUCCUCCGGCGAGGACACACCGAUCUGUCUUCUGGGAAGACGCUCCUACGGUUUGGUUUUAACCCCUGGUAGUGACUGAGCCGAGCAAUACAGUGUUUGCAAGAUCACUGCGCCCUUGGGCUGUGCAGCCCCCACCCCUGGCCUCGCGC